AUGGUCGCCGCUCUAGCCCUCCGACCACAAGAUGAAAACUCCAAGCGAUGGAAAAUAUGCCCUCCUUUACAGGAUCAGGUGAACACGCGCUGGGCACUGCAAAUAUCCGCACAAAAGCGACACGUCGCCGAUUUUUUUCAAACACCAGACUUCUACAUACAACUCAACAACUGCAUAGCCAAGACGAAGCUCCUCGCCGUUUUCAGCAUCAUACUGGGCUUCAUUGCCAUGCUAUCCAAUGCGCAACCCACCUUCACCGACACAAGCAACUCGAUUGGCUUCAUCGCAGGCUCUUCCAAGUCCACCGAGACCACCGUCACUGUAACUCGUAACCACCCAGUCUUUGCCGUAACCCAUUUGACCCUCCAGACUGUUGUCACCCCGGUCAAGAAGUCAAAUUCGGCUAACGAGGGCACCUUGGCUAUCCAUCACCAGCCCACCGAUACCUUCCUCCCCAGUCACUUCGACGCCAAGGCGGUUUUCAACACCGCACGCGAGUAUCGGUCCGAGAAGCUUGACAAUGGAGUUUUGCUUGAGGCAGUCCAGGGGGACGAAACCUCCCACGAAGAGGCAGAUCAGGGAGACGAAGACUCCCUUCAGGCUGAUCAAGGGAACGAACGCGGCCCCGGGAACAACACAGACGGCCACGAGAACGGGCCCCACUCCGCAGCCCGCCCUGUCCUCGAUGGUCGCUCCCCCUCAGUCCCAAAGACCGGCGGCUUCGCAAAGACCUGCGCAUCUAAUUGGGUUGUCUGGGACCUCUGCAACACCAUCUGGGCCAACUGCUGCGGCAGCGGCGACCGCCGCGACGCGCUCUCCUGGUCCGGUCUCAGUCUCGAUCACAUGCUCGGCAAUGACCGCGGCGAACUUGUCUACCGGCCCGGCGCCGGCUGCGCGCGUUGGGGCAGGACGCACCUCGCGUGCCGGUGCCUCGACGAGCGCGGCGAGUAUCACGCCUCAGCCAUCAACCUCGACAAAUACAUCGGUAACCAUGACGGCCUCCUGUGCUCCGAGUACGAAUGCGGCGUUCGCGAGAACCAGCCUCCCGGCGCCAAUUAA
Messenger RNA from Colletotrichum destructivum, 1059 nucleotides. Its product is annotated as Putative cyanovirin-N. The record is from RefSeq and is a predicted model, not a curated record. The transcript has 4 exons. Lineage: Eukaryota; Fungi; Ascomycota; Sordariomycetes; Glomerellales; Glomerellaceae. Bases 1 to 1059 code for a protein of 352 amino acids.